Molecule: messenger RNA, 539 nt
Organism: Cuscuta campestris
Lineage: Eukaryota; Viridiplantae; Streptophyta; Magnoliopsida; Solanales; Convolvulaceae
Source: the annotation of a GenBank genome assembly
AAGAAAACUCAAUCCUCCAUUUUUCCGGCGACGAUGAAGAAUCUGAUUCGGUCUGAGCCCUAGACGGCUGAGCCGUCUCGAUCUCGAUUCAAGUCAUUCAUGUACGAUGAGGUGGUGGAGUUCAUGGUGAAGGUUUUGUCUUCUCUGUCUGAAUCUGAGGAAUUGAGUGUGGAGGAGCGCAACCUUCUCUCCAUAGCCUACAAAACAUCAUCGGCACUUGCAGGGCUUACUGAUGGACUAUCUCCUGCAUCUGCCUCUGUAUUUCCCAGCGCCUAUCUGUCUAUUAAUCUCUCCAAAUCAGGUUUCAUCACAGUUGAUUCAUAUUGAUCCUCUGUUCAUUGUAUUGGUUCUCAAAUUGAGUAUCCAACUUCAUUUUCAUUCUCAUGAUUGGAAUGUUUAGUUUCAGUCAUUCUUUCACUUCUGUAAAUUCAGAAGUUUCAUCAUGAUCAAUUUCACUCAAUCGGUUUGAUUGAGUUUCACUCGUAUCGUUUUGAUCGAGUUUCACUCGAAUCGUUUUGAUCGAGUUUCACUCUCAUCAU